CCAGAAGCUGGAGCGAGAGGCUCGGAUUUGUCGCCUGUUGAAACACCCCAACAUCGUUCGUCUUCAUGACAGUAUAUCAGAGGAGGGCUUCCACUACCUCCUGUUUGACCUGGUGACCGGAGGUGAACUGUUCGAGGACAUCGUAGCCAGAGAAUAUUACAGUGAAGCCGACGCCAGUCAUUGCAUCCAGCAGAUCCUGGAGGCGGUGCUUCACUGCCAUCAAAUGGGCGUGGUGCACCGGGACCUGAAGCCAGAGAACCUGCUCCUGGCGAGCAAAUGUAAGAACGCUGCCGUGAAGCUGGCCGACUUCGGCCUGGCCAUCGAGGUGCAGGGGGAUCAGCAGGCCUGGUUCGGAUUCGCUGGCACACCGGGUUACCUCUCCCCUGAGGUACUGAGGAAGGAGGCAUAUGGUAAACCUGUGGACAUCUGGGCCUGCGGGGUGAUCCUCUAUAUCCUGCUGGUGGGUUACCCUCCUUUCUGGGAUGAGGACCAGCACAAGCUGUACCAGCAGAUCAAGGCUGGAGCUUACGAUUUUCCUUCUCCGGAGUGGGACACGGUCACCCCAGAGGCCAAAAACCUGAUCAACCAGAUGCUCACUAUCAACCCGGCCAAGAGGAUCACAGCUCAGGAGGCCCUCAAGCACCCAUGGGUCUGCCAACGAUCCACAGUGGCGUCCAUGAUGCACAGACAGGAGACUGUGGAGUGCCUGAAGAAAUUCAAUGCCAGGAGGAAACUCAAGGGGGCCAUUCUUACCACCAUGCUGGUUUCUCGAAACUUCUCUGCAGCGAAGACCUUGCUCAACAAAAAGGCAGAUGUGAAGCCCCAGACAAACAGCACCAAAAACAGCAUAGUCACCAGCCCCAAAGGAAACGUCCCUUCACCUGCUCUGGAACCUCAGACAACCGUCAUCCAUAAUCCAGUAGACGGAACAAAGGAGUCAUCAGACAGCAGCAACACCACCGUGGAGGACGAGGACGUGAAAGCGCGCAAACAAGAAAUCAUCAAGAUCACAGAGCAGCUGAUAGAGGCCAUCAACAACGGAGACUUUGAGGCAUAUGCUAAGAUCUGCGACCACGGGCUGACUUCGUUUGAGCCGGAGGCGCUGGGCAACCUGGUGGAGGGGAUGGAUUUCCACAGAUUUUACUUUGAGAACCUUUUGGCCAAGAACAGCAAACCCAUCCACACAACCAUCCUCAACCCCCACGUCCACCUGAUCGGCGAGGACGCCGCCUGCAUCGCUUACAUCCGCCUGACUCAGUACGUCGACAGCCAGGGGCGGCCGCGCUCCAGCCAGUCAGAGGAAACUCGCGUCUGGCAUCGCAGAGACAGCAAGUGGCAGAACAUCCACUUCCACUGCUCAGGCGCACCGGCCGCGCCGCUCCAGUGAGGUUUGAAUCCCAUAGUUUUGUCUGUGAGGAGUCUGCUGGAAGAGGAAGAGGAGGAUGAGGAGGAAGAGGAAAAAGAACAGUGUCAGUUUGGGGGCCCCUCGCCCUCCAACAACAAACCCUCCCUCAAAUGGACGCCCGGCCUCCACCCCCCAGCAUGCAUCUCUUCUUUUACAGCUACUUCUGCCCCCUGUCACCGUCUGACAACCAUCAAACAGCGACUCAGCGUCCUCCGACCCGCUGGGCGAUGGCGGGGGUCGGGAUGUUUUCAGCACUUGUGUGAUUCCUCCGUCCUGUGGUCUCUUCUCCGUCCCCACAAAUAUCUUCUGUGACCCUCCCCCCUCCCUCCCUCCCUCCCUCCCUCGUCCUCCUGCGAAUCCACACUUGUGUGACUUAAACACUGCACUGGAAAUACAGUAUGUAAAGUUUUAAGUAAAGUCUAUUACUAUCAUUACUAUAUUAUUACGAUUCAUAUUAUUAUUAUUAUUACACAUGUAUAUGUCAUUUGUAUAAUUCAGAAUUCUUGAUGCCAGUGGUUUUUAGAGUUGAAGGAAUCUUUUUUUUUUUUUUAGUUUGUUUUUCUCUAUCUUUUUAAGGAAGCAUGUUUUUCCCCAUAUUAACAGUGGCUGUUUUUUAUUGUGGCUAUUAAGUGGAAAAUGAUAUUGGCAGUUUUUGUCAUUUGCCUCUUGUGUGUUAACUAUGAUACUGCACCCAAACUCAUGGUCGACUAGUUUUUCCCUUUGUAUUUGUUUUGGGGGUUUUCUUUUCUUUUAAUCUUUUCUUUUUGUGUGUGUGUUCUUCUGGAAGGCGUGUGUCUGAUGAGUGUCAUGUGAAGGCAGGGAGUGAGUCCUCGUGUGAAUGUGUGUGCGUUAGUCCAGAUGAUGAUGACUCUGUCGUUGUCAUGAGAACGGCAGGACGUGGGGUCUCGUCUCGUUAAGCUCAGUGUCUUCCUGCUUCAGAACCAACAUUUCGUGUGAGGCGUUUGAGUUUUAUCGUGUAUUUACGUUUCUGACUGAAUGUUGUGACGAUGGGGUUUAAAGAAUGAAGCAGCUUUUUAAUCAAAACGAAGAAAAGUGUCUGAAUAUAACAAGAUCUAAAUGUUUCAGUGACAUUUUAUUUGUUGAGACAAAACUGAUUUUGUUUCAACAAAAAAAAAUACCACCGCAUAUCUCAUCUCAUUAUAUAGACAGAAAUUAUUUUUAUCUUCCAUAUCGAAAAACAUGUUUAACAGUAUUCAGUCAGUGACUUCAAUUUAAUUUUAAACUGAUAUUUGGAGCCUUUGAUUGAUGAACAGCAUAAGAAACUUUAACAAGCACAUGUUUUACAGCUUUUGCUUUUAAUAUUAUCAAAAUAGUCGCAGUAGUUAGUUUUUUGAGAUGUGCUGUAUUCUCUCUUCUGACUAAAAGUCUAAAAACAUCGUUAACAACUCAAUAACAGAUAAAAAAAAACAUAAAUACAUGAUGAUAUUUCUUAUUAUACCAACACGACUAAAUGAAAACUACAAUUCAAUAAUUUGCUAUGUCAUGAUAAUGAAUAAAAUAUGUCGUAGAGUCUCUUGUUGAUAUUACAGCAGUUUUAUCUUUUCUUUUUUUUUUUAGACGAGCACUUUCAUUUUUGGGGGGUUUUCACAGUGAAGAGCAGCUCAGCGUCGCCUCCUCGUUUCCACCUGGAGCUCGUGUUGAUGUUUUUUUUUUCAAAUUCUGCUGAAAAAGAUGCUCGGGGGAGGGAGGGGAUGCCCUGCUGGUGGCUCCUGCUGUCGCUAGGCAACGGAUGAAUACCCCCGCUUGAAGCCCAGCGGCUCCUUUUCCCUUAAAAGUCGAGAUAUUUUGAUUUCGCUAAAACUCUCGGCGCCGCCCGGAACACAACAGCAGCAGGUCUUUUUUGAAAGUGCAAAGAAAGGAUCCCAGCGGAGGCCUUGACCUUUCUCGCUUCCAGAGCCAGAGCGCAGGAAGCUGCUGCGUGUUAGUCUGUACGACGCACACACACACACAAACAAACACACACACACACACUUCAAGGUCCAUAUCAGUGAUGACAACUGACACGUGUGUGUGUGUGUGUGUGUGUGUGUGGUUGAUGCCUCAACAAGUGGGAGGAUGUUUUUCACAAUUGUCUGCAGAUGUCAGGGAUGCACACGGCUUCUCUGUUCUGUGGUUCCUCAUUUCAGCACAGUCCUUUGCCACAGGGUGUAAUAUUUGUGUGUGUGUGUGUGUACAGUACAUCCAUUGCUCUGAUUGUGUGUUUUUUUUUUUUUUACAAGCCUUGGGGGGGGGGGAUUACAUGUCGGAGGUGUGUGAUUUUGAAGAGACGAUGAAAGGAGAAGGCUUUAUUUCAGAGGACAUAUCAGUCCAAUGCCUUCAGCCCAGGACUUAAAAUUUCUCAUGAUUUGAACUUUUUUAUUGUUUAUGUUUUUAUCGUGUCACAGUGAAGUUUUAUCAGCUUCUCAUUAUAUAAAG
Messenger RNA from Paralichthys olivaceus (Japanese flounder), 3841 nucleotides. The record is from RefSeq and is a predicted model, not a curated record. Lineage: Eukaryota; Metazoa; Chordata; Actinopteri; Pleuronectiformes; Paralichthyidae.